Messenger RNA from Magallana angulata, 2711 nucleotides. RefSeq names its product protein FAM227B-like. The transcript is spliced from 15 exons. Bases 114 to 2069 code for a protein of 651 amino acids. NCBI's taxonomy places the organism in Eukaryota, Metazoa, Mollusca, Bivalvia, Ostreida, Ostreidae. The record is from RefSeq and is a predicted model, not a curated record.
GUGUCAACAGACAAAGGUAUUCCGAAAGGAAAUCGGUGUUUUCCGACGUUUUCCUUGUGGUACUGUUACCCAAUAGCAAACACACUGAAGACCAAGACAUUAAUGGCGUCAAAAUGGCGAGCAUUAACCGAGUUGGUUCGCCUAUGGAUGUAUGUGAAGAAAAUUAUGACUUAAACCAGGAAGUCCUCGAUAACAAGAGAAAGUUUUUGGAAAAUAAGCAAAGAAACCGUUCACCUUUUUUCAUUGGAACCAUUGAUGAAGUUAAUAAGAAAAUUAGUAAACUUGACAGAAAGCUUCAGAAGUACACAGCCUUGGUAGUGGAGAGCAGAACCUCUGAUUAUGAAGACACAGAUGAAAUUAUGUCUGUGGCUAGUGCCAAAGGGAGAGACAGAUAUGAAAAAAGAGAGAGAGAAACUAAAGAACUUAACAAAUUUGCAGGAUAUUUUACAAUGAAGCAAACUUUUCUGCCUGGAAGAAGUGAAAGAGUGAAAAACAUCUCAAAAGUCAGCAUGCAACCAAGUAAAACAACGAUUAAAAAAGAAACAGGAAAGCCAAAGUUUGUGGAGCUGUACCAGUACCCUGGCUAUGACUCCACGGAACUGACAGCGCUCCCAGACGAAAUUCCCAUCGUGGAGAUGCUGGAAAAAGCAGUGUCUGCUCAUAUGCAGCUCCAUAAAAAGCCUGACUACCGGCCAGAAUUUGAGAAAUGGUUCUAUUCUGAGAUGUCACAAGCUGUAUGCUCAGACAUUUUCUGGUAUCUUUUUCUGGAUAAAUUCCAGUCCAGUAAGAACUCCCAAGUCAAACUGUUCAACAGAGCAGCUUUCAACUAUGUCAAGUUAAUGCUGUAUGUCCGAAACCCCCAGUAUAGAGAUGUCUUCUUCAAGGACUUUCCUACACUGGUCGCCCAGUCAAUCUAUGCUGCCUACUGCCAUUCUUUCCCCGAUUCCUACCGACAAUUCAACGAGCAGUUCAAGGAGGACCUCGUCAUUCUGGUGUACAACUGGAUAGCAGGUAUCAGGCCUGCAUCAAGGUGUUGGUUGUCAUGGAACUUUGAUAAACUCGAACCACCCAACAUCAAGCAAAGGGAAGAAAUGAUGAACAGAGAGAAGAAUAAAAAACCUUCCAUGUCCUUGAACUUUGAUUUCCUGGACUCUCUGUUCUCGAGCAAUGCCAGUCAAUACACCUCCACCACCUCUCUAAACCAGUCCAUGUCCAAGUCCUCCAUGCAGAGCUACGGAGGUCGCCGAGGGAAAAAGUUACCCCGCAACAUGAACAGGCGCAGCAGUAUACAGAGUUCUGUGUCCGUCUCCUCAAAACACCACCUCCAGUCUCCCGGGUCCUCUCACGAUGGGGCCAUCAUUGAAUAUGUGUCGGAUAGCCAAAAACCUGGAAUCCUGGGUAAAAAGCCCUCACCCUCUCAGUCUCAGACCAAGGACAGAGCUGUGGACCCAAGGAAGUUGAGGGACGCCCUGACCCCGAUCAGGGAGACUACAUAUGAGGAGGAUGCCCAGCAGCUGGACACACACAGAGGGGACAAGACAUCCACUGUGUCUGUGGCCCUCACGAAAGCUCCCACCAAAGUACCGGGCAGGAAGAUGCGAGAGUCCCAUCCAGCUUGUGCUGGCCCAGAUUAUGUGAGAUCAGUGUUCAAUAUAAAUGGCCAGAGCCCCCUGGUGGCGCAUUACAUGAAAAUGAAGGGUCUGCAGUAUGAUGCUGGGGAGGACAUCCGCAUCCAGCGAACGGAAAUCCAGAACCUACCUCCUUUGGAUGCUCCAACCUAUAGAGAUGUCAUUCGGGAAUCGUUCAAGAAAGCGAGAGAAAUUGAAAAGCAGUAUGAUAGUUUUAUUGAGAAGAACCUUAAAGAACAAGUAGAGACAAUGAUGAGGAACAGAUUAGCAGACAAACGACAUCGGCACCUGGAGAAACUGCUUCUGUCCAACCCCAAAGAGGUCAAAAGGUUAACGGAGCUUAUCAUUUUGGAACAAGAGAAAAAUCUCGACUCUGAUUCGGCAGAACCAGCGGUUAUUAUUGAGCAGACUUUAAACGCUUUGUCACACAAAUUAUGGUGACACAUGUGUCUUAAAUAUCAAAAGUACCCAAGAUAUUUGGCUUAGAUUGUGGAUUAAUUUAACCAAAUGUUGACGUGCAAAGAUUUUAUAGAUUUAAUCAAGAUUAAUAGAAGUGAAUUCACAGUAUGGUUUAGAAAGCUGUUAAUUUGUCGAUGAUGUUCAAAAAUGAAUAAUGGAAUAUGAAAGGAACAUUUUUGUUAUCUAAAAAUUUGGUACUAAGUUUGAACAGCUUUUGAGAUAACUGAAUUCUGUUUGAGACUUUGGCAAUUACGAGUAAUCAGAAAUCUGCCAUUAUGGUCUGGUUGUUUGCUGGUUUGAAUGAGGAGCUUUAUUAAUUGAUGUGGCAUUUACUGUUGUGCAUGCUUCAGAACUUCUAAUCUAAUGGAUACCUUUUCAGGAAAAUCAAAUAAAUUUUUAACUUGUUUUAAAAAAAAUUUGAGUUUCUCUUAACAUAUAUUCAAGAAAUCCAAAUUUUCUUACAUUUCUUAUAAAAUAACUUCUUUUUCUGACUUGUGUGUUUUCUUCUAUCAUAGUUCAUUGCCAUUAGGUGCUCCACUUUUUUAACAGAUAUGAGAACAUCAUUUUGAUACAUUUUCUACACUUGCAAUAAGCAUGUAUUAACAGUCAUUGUUAAUUGUUAUU